ACCUGGCUCCUCCCCGUGUUCGCCGAGCUCCCCUCCCCCUUUCCCCAAGGACAAUCUGCAAGAAAGCAGCGGCCGAGGAGAGCUAAACCUACAAGAGUGGAUCAUGACCAAUGAGGAGCACCAUGCAGCCAAGACCCUGGGGGUCGGCAAGGCCAUCGCCGUGCUGACCUCUGGUGGAGAUGCCCAGGGUAUGAAUGCUGCCGUCAGGGCUGUGGUUCGAGUUGGCAUCUUCACGGGCGCCCGCGUCUUCUUUGUCCAUGAGGGUUACCAAGGCCUGGUGGAUGGUGGCGAGCACAUCAGGGAGGCCACCUGGGAGAGCGUGUCCAUGAUGCUUCAGCUGGGUGGCACGGUGAUUGGAAGUGCCCGAUGCAAGGACUUUCGGGAGCGAGAAGGACGGCUCCGAGCUGCCCUCAACCUGGUGAAGCUGGGGAUCACGAACCUGUGUGUCAUCGGGGGCGACGGCAGCCUCACCGGGGCUGACACUUUCCGUUCCGAGUGGAGCGACUUGUUGAAUGACCUCCAGAAAGAAGGGAAGAUUACAGCUGAGGAGGCUACAAAGUCUAGCUUCCUGAACAUUGUGGGCCUGGUAGGCUCCAUCGACAAUGACUUCUGUGGCACCGACAUGACCAUUGGCACUGACUCGGCCCUGCACAGGAUCGUGGAGAUCGUGGACGCCAUCACCACUACCGCUCAGAGCCACCAGAGGACGUUUGUGUUAGAAGUGAUGGGCCGCCACUGUGGAUACCUGGCCCUUGUCACUUCUCUGUCCUGUGGGGCCGACUGGGUUUUCAUUCCUGAGUGUCCACCAGAUGACGACUGGGAGGAGCACCUUUGUCGGAGGCUCAGUGAGACAAGGACCCGUGGGUCUCGUCUCAACAUCAUCAUUGUUGCUGAGGGUGCAAUCGACAAGAAUGGGAAGCCCAUCACCUCAGAAGACAUCAAGAAUCUAGUGGUAAAGCGCCUGGGAUAUGACACCAGGGUCACCGUCCUGGGACAUGUACAGAGGGGUGGAACACCAUCAGCCUUUGACCGGAUCCUGGGCAGCAGGAUGGGUGUGGAAGCAGUGAUGGCACUUUUGGAGGGGACCCCAGACACCCCAGCCUGUGUGGUGAGCCUGUCCGGUAACCAGGCUGUGCGUCUGCCUCUCAUGGAGUGUGUCCAGGUGACCAAAGAUGUGACCAAGGCUAUGGAUGAGAAGAGAUUUGACGAAGCCAUGAAGCUGAGAGGCCGGAGCUUCAUGAACAACUGGGAAGUGUACAAGCUUCUCGCUCACGUCAGACCCCCCGUCUCCAAGGGCACUUUGCACACAGUGGCAGUGAUGAAUGUGGGGGCCCCAGCUGCGGGCAUGAAUGCUGCGGUUCGCUCUACUGUGAGGAUUGCCCUGAUCCAGGGCAACCGAGUGCUGGUCGUGCAUGAUGGCUUUGAGGGUCUGGCCAAAGGUCAGAUUGAGGAAGCUGGCUGGAGCUACGUUGGAGGCUGGACUGGUCAAGGUGGUUCCAAACUUGGUACCAAGAGGACUCUACCCAAGAAGAACUUUGAACAGAUCAGUGCCAACAUAACUAAGUUUAACAUCCAGGGCCUUGUCAUCAUUGGGGGCUUUGAGGCCUACACAGGGGGCUUGGAGCUGAUGGAGGGCAGGAAGCAGUUUGACGAGCUCUGCAUCCCAUUUGUGGUCAUCCCUGCCACCGUUUCCAACAACGUCCCGGGGUCAGACUUCAGCAUCGGGGCCGACACAGCGCUAAACACCAUCUGCACGACUUGUGACCGAAUUAAGCAGUCUGCAGCAGGCACCAAACGCCGCGUGUUCAUCAUCGAGACUAUGGGUGGCUACUGUGGCUAUCUGGCCACCAUGGCAGGACUAGCAGCCGGGGCGGAUGCUGCCUACAUUUUUGAGGAGCCCUUCACCAUCCGAGAUCUACAGGUGAAUGUUGAGCAUCUGGUACAAAAGAUGAAAACAACAGUGAAAAGAGGCUUGGUAUUAAGAAAUGAGAAGUGCAAUGAGAACUACACCACUGACUUCAUUUUCAACCUGUAUUCGGAAGAGGGGAAGGGCAUCUUCGACAGCAGGAAGAACGUGCUUGGCCACAUGCAGCAGGGUGGAAGCCCAACUCCCUUUGACAGGAAUUUUGCCACUAAGAUGGGUGCUAAGGCUAUGAAUUGGAUGUCUGGGAAGAUCAAGGAGAGUUACCGUAAUGGACGGAUCUUUGCCAACACUCCAGACUCAGGUUGCGUCCUGGGGAUGCGGAAGAGGGCCCUAGUCUUUCAGCCAGUGACUGAGCUGAAGGACCAGACAGACUUUGAGCACCGAAUCCCCAAAGAACAGUGGUGGCUGAAGCUGAGGCCCAUCCUCAAAAUCCUAGCCAAGUACGAGAUUGAUUUGGAUACCUCUGACCACGCCCACCUGGAGCACAUUUCUAGGAAGCGGUCUGGAGAAGCUGCUGUCUAGACCUUUUUGGAGUGAGGGGGAAAGAUUACCUGAUCAUGGUCAGCUCAUGCCCUGGUAGAUCGAAGUCCAUGAUUUCUCAGUGUUCUCACUCUGGCCCCCUGCCCUUUUAGGUUUCCUUGUCCUCUGUACCCGCAGCCAGGAUUAGCUGUGGCCAGGAGCUGGGGAAGGGGCAGUGAGCGACUCCCCCUGUCCCCCAGCUUCAGCUGUCACAUAGGCUGGACCUCUCUCAUGCUACUGCUAGGUUUCAGCUACUCCAGAGUUUUCCUAAGCUUUAUUUAUUUCUUUGUGAUAACAGAGUCUUAGACCCCUUACCUCUCACCACAGUGAUGAAGUAUAACUACACUAAUAAAUGCCAGCUGCUCACUGUG
This is a messenger RNA of Psammomys obesus (fat sand rat), 2814 nucleotides long. It is a transcript of the gene Pfkm, whose product is annotated as phosphofructokinase, muscle. The record is from RefSeq and is a predicted model, not a curated record. Gene Ontology annotation, molecular function: monosaccharide binding; 6-phosphofructokinase activity; ATP binding. Gene Ontology annotation, cellular component: membrane; 6-phosphofructokinase complex; cytoplasm. Bases 104 to 2446 code for a protein of 780 amino acids. Gene Ontology annotation, biological process: fructose 1,6-bisphosphate metabolic process; fructose 6-phosphate metabolic process; canonical glycolysis. The transcript has 23 exons. NCBI's taxonomy places the organism in Eukaryota, Metazoa, Chordata, Mammalia, Rodentia, Muridae.